Molecule: messenger RNA, 2466 nt
Organism: Pectinophora gossypiella (pink bollworm)
Lineage: Eukaryota; Metazoa; Arthropoda; Insecta; Lepidoptera; Gelechiidae
Exons: 10
Coding region: 93-1790 (565 amino acids)
Biological process (GO): spindle assembly; centrosome cycle
Cellular component (GO): mitotic spindle; HAUS complex; centrosome
Source: RefSeq, a predicted model, not a curated record
UUUCGUUCGUUUGAAUUUUGCAACGGCUUGUUGUGUCGUGUUUAAAUUAAAUUAAAGGGAAUUGUUUGCCCUUUUAUUAAUAUUAUUGUAAAAUGAGUAAGCAACCUGAAAUUACCGAUGAAGAAUUUGUGCCUUUCCUUCAUAGCUUGGGUGUAGAGACGUAUAAAAAAUCGUUUGAAUGGAUGUUGGGCGACCCUUCGUUUUCUGGUGUUUUUACAUGGUUGUACAAAAAUUUAGACCACAACAAUGCAUUAACGACUCGUGAACAAUACAGAUAUUCUGAACUGGAGAAGAAUGAUUACCUCCUCUCCGAUGAAGACUUAGAGUCCACUCUAGCAGCCAUAAAAGAGGAGUACCCGGGAAUCAGCAUACCAGGGGACUUGGAAGCACUUGAAGAUGUCAAAUUUGACAUCAAUGUGCAGAAAGAAAAGCUACAUGCUUUGGAGAAACAGGAGAGAGUUUACAAGGAAUUAAUAAAGCAAAAUGAGCUAUCAAAAGAACAAUUGACGAUAGAGACAACCAAGCUACAGGCAUGUGAGCAGCAAUACCUAAAUGAGUGUGGCGCAUGCGCGGAGCAGUGUUUGUCGUACGCGCAGGACGUCGAGGCGCGCACGGACUCCGUGCUGCGCGUCAUAGCUACAGCGCUGCAACUGUAUGCGAGCACGCAGCAUGAUAAGGAAACAGCUCAGAAGUUCGUAUCGUUCGGUCCGCUCGAGCAGUACCGGCAGUCUCAAGCGCUGUUCAAGUCCCACUUCGAUCUGUACACUGCUAGAAAGUUCCAUAGACGACAAAACGACAGCUUCACCGAUGAUGAUCUACGCACUGCUCUCGUUGAAGCCAGGAAUUUGGAAGACAGAUUAUCAGAUGCUGCCACUGCCUACAUCGAGUCUCUAGCAGAGCUGUGCGGCGAGCAAGCUAAAUUGGAGCUUGUGGGUAAUUACAACAAUGUGCAUCCCAGUCAGAUUACAACAUAUUCGGUGGAAGCCCAGACGGCUCUGGAACUACUCGUCCAAGAGGAGGCUAUCUUGGACCAGCAGAUACAAGACGCCAUCAAAGAAAUGGUGACGUCACGAACGAAGCUCGCCGUUGACACCACCAUACAGUCUGCUUUGGCUGUGAGAGAGCAGAUAAACACAGAUCUGUCCCGCCUGCUGGACACGUCGCACCAGGCCCUGUCCCUGGACAGGCUGCUGUACUGCGCGCUGCGUGUGGAACUGCGCGCGCUGCUGCAGCUGCUGCAGUUCGCGGCGCAGCUGCGCGCGCACGCCACGCAGGACGCACAAGCCGUCACGGAGAGGAUCGAAUCAAUGAACGAGAUCCUCUCCCAGCAACAAUCAAGCACUGCCAACCUGCAACAUUCGGAUAUAUUGCUCCAUACGUUGCGUGACAUACUGGGCGCGCAGUCGGAAGACGCGGUGGUGUUGGUGAAGAUGUACAAUGACCUCCACAGCAAGCUAGCACUGUUGGCUACUGACGUCCGAGAGGGGUACGCAAAGAAGGAAGAGGCGGUUGAGGACUUAAAAAAGGCCUCCGGUCCACUGAGAGAGUACAUCAGCACCGGGUGUACGAGGCAGCCUCAAAUAUGGGACCGCACCGUGGCCGCGCUGACGCACAGCUUGACACGACAACUGACUGCCAUAGAGAGCACUGUGCUUGAUGUCGGGGGUCUGUUCUCGCAAGUUAAGAACGGUGAUAAGCAGAACCUGAGGAAACUGUGGCAGUGGUUCCUCACCGACCCUCCGCGACUACAAGCCGCUGUCAAAGGUGUUCAGACUGGCGGCUAUGCGUAAGGGCUAUGAAUAACAUCAUAAGAGAAUACGUUUAAUCUUGUAUAAAAUAUAAAUACAACACAACAACAUUGAAGAACACAACAACAACAACACAACACAUUAAACAAAACAACACACACACAACACAACACAACAAAACAAACAUUAACACACAUAACAUAACAAACAACAACAACAUAACAACAACAUAUUGUUUAUUUUAACAUUAUUAAAGUCGUAUGAAUGAAUGUCCUUUUAAAAUCCAAACAUAUAUAUAAGUUUUAUUAUUUUUUUAAUUAUUAUCAAUUCUACUUCUGCGAUCGAAAAUUCCACUUGAUAUUAACUCAGAAUAAUGAGCUAAAUGAGCCCCCUCAGUAUUCUUUACGAUGUCACUUACACCCCGUACCAGUACAUACAGGUAGCCAUACAAGUAGGUAUGGGUGUUAGUGACACCGUAACGAAUACUGAGGAGGAUGAUUCAGACCAUGAAUUUCCUGUCGGAAAAAUUCAUGUCUUUUUGUUUUUUUAAAUUAUUUUCCAUUCCAUACUUUUGCGACGGAAAAAAUCCACUUGAUAUCAACUCAGAAUCAUGGCCUGAAUCAUCCCUCAAAGUUUUCGUUACGAUGUUACUAACACACUGUAUACAUUUAUAUAUUUGUACACUACAUCCUGCGCUAUUAUUCAAUAAAACAAGCAU